Molecule: messenger RNA, 2243 nt
Organism: Neurospora tetrasperma FGSC 2508
Lineage: Eukaryota; Fungi; Ascomycota; Sordariomycetes; Sordariales; Sordariaceae
Product: protein Ku70
Exons: 3
Coding region: 112-2049 (645 amino acids)
Biological process (GO): double-strand break repair via nonhomologous end joining; cellular response to gamma radiation; telomere maintenance
Cellular component (GO): nucleus; Ku70:Ku80 complex
Molecular function (GO): double-stranded DNA binding; damaged DNA binding; DNA helicase activity
Source: RefSeq, a predicted model, not a curated record
GGAAAUCCCAAUCUCAGCGUUUACUCAUCGCAAACCAUCCGACUCCAACUUCUCACCCCGCCUUUCGUGUAACCAGAAGCAACCCGAAUCAGGGCUUAAAGUCCGUUCAAAAUGUCUUGGAGGAAGGAUGAGGAUGAGAGACUAGACGGCGACGAAGGCGAUGAGGAGUUGGAUGAAAAUGACUACAAAACACAAAAGGAUGCAGUACUAUUUGCCAUCGAUGUGAGCAAAUCGAUGUUGAAACCACCGCAGACUACGGGGGAUAAGAAAGCCGACAAGGACUCUGCCCUGACAGCAGCCCUAACCUGCGCCUACCAAAUCAUGCAGCAGCGAAUUAUCUCCCAGCCCAGAGAUAUGAUGGGUGUCUUGCUUUUUGGAACCGAAAAGUCCAAAUUCCGCGAUGAUUCGGGCAGUGGCACAGGAUAUCCUCACUGCUAUCUGCUAUCCGAUCUCGAUAUACCCGGCGCCGAAGAUGUCAAGAAGCUCAAGGCCUUGGUAGAGGAUGGCGAGGAUGAAGACGAAAUCAUGGUUCCAUCCAAAGAGCCCGUGAUCAUGUCCAACAUGCUCUUCUGCGCCAACCAGGUCUUCACCACAAACGCAGCCAACUUUGGGUCCCGACGUCUGUUCAUUGUCACCGAUAACGAUGAUCCCCAUGCCGGUGAUAAGCAGGCAAAAUCAUCUGCCGCUGUUCGAGCCAAGGAUCUUUACGACCUCGGCGUUGUUAUCGAACUUUUCCCCAUCAGUCGGGAGGACAAGAAGUUCGACCUGUCCAAGUUUUACGACGAUAUUAUCUAUCGCGAUCCGGCAGCUGAAGCUGGACAGUCAGAAGGUCCCAAGACUUCCAAGUCUGGCGACGGUUUGACGUUGCUCAACUCCUUGAUCUCCAACAUCAACUCGAAGCAAACCCCGAAGCGCUCAUAUUUCUCAAACUUGCCCUUUGAGCUUGCCCCAGGGCUCACUAUCUCUAUCAAAGGGUACAUGCCACUCACCAGACAAACCCCCACCCGCUCAUGCUACGUAUACGAAGGAGAGGAGCAGGCUCAGGUUGUCCAAUCGGAGACCGCGCAGGUUGAUUUUGCUGCCCGAACCGUCGAGAAGUCGGAACUGAGGAAAGGCUACAAAUUUGGCGGCGAGCAUAUAUGCUUCAAACCCGAAGAGCUGGCGGAACUCAAACAGAUGGGCAAGAAAACACUUCGAAUCAUUGGAUUCAAAAAGCGGUCCAAGAUCCCGUCCUGGGCUUCGGUCAAAAAGUCCAUAUUCAUAUUUCCCAGCGAGGAGCAAUAUGUCGGCUCCACUCGCGUGUUCUCUGCUUUGUGGCAGAAGCUGCUCAAAGAUGACAAGGUGGGUAUCGCCUGGUUCGUCGCAAGGGAGAAUGCCCAUCCCGUCAUGGUAGCCAUCUUUCCUUCCGGAAACCCGGACGACGAGGAGGCAAACACGCCGUACCUACCUGCAGGGCUUUGGCUCUAUCCACUUCCGUUCGCAGAUGAUGUUCGAAGCGUGGACCACGUAACAGCGCCUCCAAGGCCCGCAGACGAACUUACAGACCAGAUGAGGCAAGUCAUCCAGAACUUGCAACUUCCCAAGGCUAUGUAUGACCCGCGCAGGUAUCCCAAUCCCUCACUGCAAUGGCACUACAAAAUUUUACAGGCCAAGGCACUCGACGAAGAAACCCCCGAUGCUAUUGACGAUCUCACGUUGCCCAAGUACAGGCAAAUUGACAAAAGGGUCGGCGGUUACCUUGCUGAAUGGAAGGAAAUGCUUGCAAAGAAAGCCAAUGAUCUUCAGAAUACCAGAGCGUUCAAGCGUGAGUUCGAGGAAGAUGACGAAAGGCCGGCAAAGCGCGCGAAACCAAGCAAAAAGGCUGCCAGUGGUGGUGGCGGACCGGCCAACAGCAACGCAGACCUGAAGAAAGCAUUUGAACAGGGCACGCUUGGCAAGAUGACGGUAGCUGAGCUGAAGGACAUUAUGGCAAGCAAGGGCAUAAGCACGGCCGGUAGGAAGGCUGAGCUAGCUGAGAGACUUGAACAAUGGGUUGAGGAGAACUUGUGAUUGUGAGGUUUGCUUGUUAGCAUGCGGUGUUGUUGGAGUCUUGCCAUCUUGGGUUUGAGUGUUUACGCUAGGCGUUCUCACAGGACAGUGACGAUAGUUGCUGGAAAUAAACAGGCCAUGUCGCCGAUCUUGUACUGAAUGUGCCGGAUAGACAAGUCAAGUUCAUAGUAGAUCACAAGCCGACGUUUCAGUCC